This is a messenger RNA of Poecilia latipinna (sailfin molly), 4854 nucleotides long. Its product is annotated as calcium/calmodulin-dependent protein kinase type IV. The record is from RefSeq and is a predicted model, not a curated record. Gene Ontology annotation, molecular function: ATP binding; protein kinase activity. Lineage: Eukaryota; Metazoa; Chordata; Actinopteri; Cyprinodontiformes; Poeciliidae. Bases 1018 to 2457 code for a protein of 479 amino acids. The transcript has 11 exons. Gene Ontology annotation, biological process: protein phosphorylation.
AAAUUACACCUUUAAUUCCAUAAAUGAAGAUAAAUGUAAACUUUUACCUUAAUUUAUGAGUCUAAAGAAAGUAAGCCUGUUCAACCUUUUCCAUUAAUAUGUAAUUUUUUAAUGUGUAUCUGAUGGGAAGCAGCUGAUGAGUGAUGGAGUCAUGAAGUGAACACGUGACCAUGUGAGGGUUGCUGGUUUGAUUCCCAGAGGAUCAAAGCCUCCAGAUGUCACGCUAAUGUACAUUUAUGUAUUUGGGUUAUUUCCUUAUUUAGGCUGUUGACAGAGCGCCUCGUGCCUGACGGAGCCGCGGACCAAUGGGAGCGCGGCCCAGCGCUCGUGCAGCGCUCUGAUUGGUCGGCUCGGAUGCAGACUGCAGCAGCAUCCUCUCUUCCCCGCAGAUCCAGCGGACAUCUGGAGCGGUCCUGCCUGCCUCACAAGCAGACCCUCCAGCAUCCGAACACCGACACCCCGCGCCGAGCCAGCCCGGGGUUCGCUGCUCGCCUGCCGGUGUGAACCCAGCCUCUCCCCGGGGCUGACAUCGCUCAGUUCGGCUGGAUCUCCGCCGGGGAGCCGCUGCGCUCCGGACAGACUGACCAGCCGGCGGAAACGCGGAAAUAUUCCCGGAGGAGGAGAAGGAUGGUGAUGGACUGAGCUGAUCCGACAUCUGACGGGUCGGAGGCCUGAUGGAAGCUGCGAUACAUUUGGACCUGGAUCAUCCCGGUCCUGGUUGCGGUUCGGCGUAAAGACGCGGGUCCAUCACCGGCUGGUUCGGUUCUGUUUUUCCUCUUCAGUUUGUCUCGUCACAGACGGACUAAACGGACCCGGUUCCGAGUUGGAGGGCGCAGGCGGAUCCCCCUGCUGGUCUGAAUUAGAACCCGUCCGGAUCAUGAAUCACCCCCCUCUGAGGCUCUAAUCUGGGUUUUACUGAACUGGAUUUAAAUCACAGAUUACGCCGCUCCCGGUUCUGGUGAUUAUUAUUUGGACCUGGUCCUGCUGGCGCUGGAUUCGGGGAGCCCUGCUGGCAUCAUGCCGACCUCUCGGCCUGGUUCGGAGCCGGUGGAGUUCUGGGUGGACGGGUCGAGGCGGGACGGGACGGUGGAGGACUUCUACGGCCUGGGCUCCGAGCUGGGCAGAGGAGCGACAUCCAUCGUGUACCGCUGUGAGGAGAAGCAGACGCAGAAACCCUUCGCAGUCAAAGUCCUGAAGAAAACGAUUGAUAAGAAAAUCGUUCGCACCGAGAUCGGAGUCCUGCUGCGUCUUUCCCACCCAAACAUCAUCCAGCUGAAGGAGAUCUUUGAGACGGACACCGACAUCGCCCUGGUUCUGGAGCUGGUGACCGGCGGAGAGCUGUUCGACCGGAUUGUGGAGCGAGGAUACUACAGCGAGAGAGACGCAGCGCAUGUCAUCAAGCAGAUCCUGGAAGCUGUGGCCUAUUUGCACGGAAACGGGGUCGUCCAUCGUGACCUGAAGCCGGAGAACCUGCUGUACGCCGACCUGUCGCUGGACGCGCCGCUCAAGAUCGCCGACUUCGGCCUUUCCAAAAUCAUCGACGACCAGGUGACCAUGAAGACGGUCUGCGGGACUCCGGGUUACUGCGCUCCAGAGAUCCUGCGGGGAAAUGCCUACGGCCCCGAGGUGGACAUGUGGUCAGUGGGCGUCAUCCUGUACAUCCUACUCUGCGGCUUUGAGCCGUUCUUUGACCCACGGGGCGACCAGUACAUGUACAGCCGCAUCCUGAACUGCGACUACGAGUUUGUGUCUCCGUGGUGGGACGAAGUCUCCCUCAAUGCCAAGGACCUGGUCAGUAAGCUGAUUGUUCUGGACCCUCACAAACGCCUCAGCGUCCGGGAGGCCCUGCAGCACCCCUGGGUUCUGGGCAAAGCCGCCCGCUUCUCCCACAUGGACACGACUCAGAGGAAACUGCAGGAGUUCAACGCUAGGCGCAAACUUAAGGCUGCCAUGAAGGCUGUUGUAGCCACCAGCAGGAUGCACGAAGGAUCCCGACGUCGCACCGACAGCUGCGAAAUGCCUGGCUCAGGGACGUCCAGGCAGAGCAGCUUGCAACAAGACCCGCCUCCCGAGUCAGCAGGCUCCGCCCCCGAUGAAAAAGAGGCCCCGCCCCCCGACCAGCAGGUUCCCCAGACCGACGAGUCCACGCUGGCCAAUCAGAGCGCAGCCAGCCCCUCCCCUCCCUGUAGCCCCAACCCCCCCAGCUCUGAAGCUUCACCCACAGGCCCCGCCCUCGUCAGACCGCCGCUGCGUGCCGACGGCCUCCGACAAGCGUCGGUCAUCCCCAAGUCGAUGCUGGUCCAACCCCGGCUGCCGCAGAAGAGCUGCUCCGUCAUCGAGUCGGUCCACAGAGGCGAGGCCACGCCGCCGCUGGGCUCGCCUUCCAGUCCCAACAGCCUUAGCAACGGCUUCACGCCGGGGGCGGAGCCUGGCACCAAGGCCGCCCCCUGCCAGUGAAUGCUUCACAACAACAAACCCAACAGUUGCGCCUUCCAGUCGUUUUUUACUGAUAUCCCAGUUGGUGAUCUGGGAACAAACUGACUAACGUUUGUGUAAAUUUAAAAACGCCUCUGCUGGAGUUUCACUGGACUGUUUGGCUCGUUAGCUAACAGCGGCGCUAAAGCCAAUGGUUGUUUGGAGGACUGAAAGAAGCCAAAAGAGCUAAUAUCAGACAUGACUGGAUGCAUAUUUAAGCAUAAAUAAGGAUUUUUGUGGAUGAUUCCUGGAAUGAAUGUAAACCUGGAGAUAAGGAGAAAAUGGAGGUUGAGCUAUUUUUCACAGUUUCGGCUCAGCUUGAAGAUCUGAGUGACAAAAAAAGGGUUUCAGAGUAUAUUUUCCUGUAAAAACAGUAAUGUAAACAGGCAGCAGGCCUCUGGAUUUCAGUUUUCUGGCUCUUCCUGUUAACGUCCAGAGUUUGGAUCUCAUUUAAGAAAAACUUCCACUUUGCUUCUCUGAUUGUACCGUUCUCCGGCUGCAGGACCGCGGGUUUGGAAACGUUAACAAACUCAGCGGUCUUUCGUUCAUGACUACUUUACAGGAGACGUUCAGCAUUUCUAGGCAAACACAGCCUGGUUUAGAUCAACUUAGAUAUUUAUUCUUGUCAAUGUGUUCAGUUGAGAGCUGGAGGCAAAAAUACACAAUUUUAUCUGGUUUAACUCGACGUAACGCAUUAAACCAUCGGUCAGUUCAGGUUUGAGCUACGAAACAAAAUUAUGAAUAAAGUCCUAAAACUCUGAAUUCAAACCAGUUACUGAGGUUAUGGUGAAAACUAAUUUUCCUUUUAAUUAAAACAUUUUAAUACACUCAUGUUAGAAAGUGUAUUAAUAAAUGCUUUACUUACAAUGUAAUAAAUUAAAUUGUUAAAAUUAAAAAUUAGUAAAAAUUCAUAAAUACCAUAUCAAAUAGAUAAAUGUCCCCAUGAAAUGAAAAAAAAAGAAAAAAAAUAUUUUGUUAAUCAUAAGUUACUUAUUUAUUGAUGGGGUUUUAUUUUGUUAAAUAAAUUAAUCUGAGUAACAAAAUAAAUAUAAUCCUAUAUUUAUUUAGCUGUAUUUCAUGGAGAAAUGUACAUAUUUGAUGGUGUGCUAAUAAUAACAGUAUAUUUUAUUUAAUUUUGAAUGAAACAACUUCACAGUAGAUUUCAUAAAGCGCACUCAUUAAUAAUAUAGAAGUUACUGAACUUCACCUUGUUUCAGCAAAAAGGCUGAAACAGACACAGAAACGCAUUUAAGUUAAUAAUCCCAAAAACACGUCAGAAAUGGUACAAGCUUCCAUUAAAUGCUUAAAAAGUCAUAUCUUUCCCAAGAAACCCAUCAGUUAUAACUAACUCUACUAAUUUUGCCAGAAAAAGCAGUAAAUCAUCAAAGCUAAGUCAUAAUGGAUGUAUAUUUGUACCUCUAGGCCUUUGUUCAUUUGAAAAAACAAAGAAAUAAAAAUUUCUUCUCCAAAUUUUUAAAUCAUUAAAAGGCCAAGUUUGACAACUUCCCUGCCUAUGACGAGUGGAUGCGAACUGUAAACAUAGACAGGAAUGGUUGCCAAGGAAACAAAAAGAUCUCAGUUGGAAGCUAAAUGACUUUUUAAAGCCGGGCUGUUUUUACUAAAGAGAAUUUAGUUGAAUUAUUAAGCUGAUUUUACAGCAUUAGUUUUUUUUUCUGUUGACCUCCUGUCCACACUCCAGUUCAGUAGGUGGCGGUAAAGCACCUUCUCCACUACCAUUAAAGAAGAAGCCGGGUUGUCGCCAUGGUGACGGUUUGACAGUUGAAACUUUACCGAAACGGUUUUCAUUUAGGUGUUUAGCUUAGAAAAAGCAACCAAAUUAUUAUAUCGGAGUAAAGAAAACUAAACUAAAAACCAGGAAUAACUUCCUCCUGCGCUCUUAACUGAACACAAACAUCUCAGAUAAACGGCUAAUCUCAAAAAUGUUUCCUUAAAAUGUUUAACUGGGACAAACCGAGCGAUUUCCCUCCUCUUCUCCUGCCUGAACACGGCGGACUGAUUGUAUCUCAUUAAAAUGGAGGAACAACGAGAGCUGCUGGAUUUCUGGAGUUUUCCAGCUUCUUCAUCUUCGGAGCAUGCGCAUUCAGACUUUUAUGUUGAGAAGAAGCGGGACUUUUUUUCUAAUCGUUUCUACUCUUUACUGAAGACGCCUGCAGACUCGACACUGCAGCUGCAUGACUUGAUCGCGUAGCUCCAGUUUGUAGCGUUCAGGUAGGUAAAUCGUGUUUGUGAGCUUCGUAAAACGUGUUGUUUACACUUUAUCAGCGGUAUCGAUGCUCCUGUUUGCACUGUACAUACUGUAGUUUGGUUUUAGACGAGUUAUUACUGACAUCUUUAUGCUCAACGUGACCACAGACAUGU